Aspergillus mulundensis is the source of this 1671-nucleotide messenger RNA. It is a transcript of the gene nimT, whose product is annotated as putative tyrosine protein phosphatase MIH1. Lineage: Eukaryota; Fungi; Ascomycota; Eurotiomycetes; Eurotiales; Aspergillaceae. The transcript is spliced from 4 exons. The coding region runs from base 1 to 1671 and encodes 556 amino acids. Gene Ontology annotation, biological process: protein dephosphorylation; G2/M transition of mitotic cell cycle; positive regulation of G2/MI transition of meiotic cell cycle. The record is from RefSeq and is a predicted model, not a curated record. Gene Ontology annotation, molecular function: protein tyrosine phosphatase activity. Gene Ontology annotation, cellular component: cytoplasm; nucleus.
AUGGAACAUUCCUCCCCGUUAGCCGCCAUGCAGCCUCCGUCUGUAAUGCUUGGACAUUGUUUUCGCUCGGAUGCUGCAUCGUCUUACCAUGGAUUUAGUCCUUUACCCGGACUAGGCCCGGGCGGAUUCAACUUCAAGGACCUGUCCAUGAAAAGAUCUAACGGAGACUACUUCGGUACAAAGCUGGUUCGGGGCUCAUCUCCAACAGCGAGCCUUGCUGCGGAUCUAUCUCAGAAUUUUCACAUCGAUCAAAGCCCCCAGGUUGCUACGCCCCGACGGUCUUUGUUCUCCGCGUGCCUGCUUGGGAAUGGGAAGAGAGGUGGUAUCGAAGAUGCUAUGACCACUCCUCCUCUUCCGUCCUCGUCACCUGCCCCCGCGAUGGAUAUCAUGGACAUGUCUCCACUACCUCAUAAGCCUCCAUUCGCUAGUACAACCGAGAUCGAGCUGAACUCGCCGACACUUGACCUCUCCCCAAUGGACACGGUUAUGAUGUCGAAUGACGGCCUUGUUCCUGAGUCGCCCACGGUUCCACCGAAGGAUGGUAAACAAGAGAGAAGACGUCCAACCUUUUUACGGCCUAGCCUUACUCGGAGCAAAGCUCAGUCCUUUCAGGUCGGCAUGGCGAAACCCGCCCCGGAAAGCCAAGGACCUCCCUUCAAGUUCCAGACCAACGGGACCAACAAGACUUCAUUGGGCGUAGCGGCGUCGCUGGAGGACAUGUUUGGCGAAUCGCCUCAGCGUGAACGACCCAUGAUGCGGAUUAAUUCAACCAGCGGCCUUAACUCGCGUCUGAGACCGACAUUAGGAAGCGGUAGUCAUGUCCGCGGCAAUGGAUCACCAUCGGCGGCUUCAAUUCGAAAGAGUUCUCACCCGAACAUGCGGCCCCGCAAGCAAUGCAGACGAUCAUUGAGUAUGUACGAACAUCCCGAGGAUGUAAUUGCCGACAGCGAGGUUUCUUAUACAUCAAAUGCACCACUCCAGUCCAUCAGUGACUUCGAAGAAACACAAGCUCUGCAGCUGCCUCACUUUAUACCUGAGGAGCAAGCAGACAAUCUACCUCGCAUCGACAAGGCCACCCUCGUGGAAAUCAAGGGCGGGAAAUACAAUGAACUGUUCGACAAUAUCAUGAUCAUCGAUUGCCGAUUCGAAUAUGAGUACGAAGGCGGGCACAUUGUCGGGGCUAUCAAUUACAACGACAAGGAGAACCUGGCAGCCGAGCUUUUUGCGGAUCCCAGACCACGGACAGCGAUCGUCUUCCACUGCGAGUACUCAGUACACAGAGCACCUCUUAUGGCCAAAUUUAUUCGGCAUCGGGAUCGUGCUUACAACGUGGAUUCGUACCCGCAACUCUCUUAUCCAGAUAUGUACAUCCUUGAAGGAGGUUACAGCGGCUUCUUUGCCGAGCAUCGAUCACUGUGCUUUCCUCAAAACUACGUUGAAAUGUCUGCCAAGGAGCAUGAGUUUGCCUGUGAGCGCGGCCUUGGGAAGGUCAAGCAACGGUCCAAGUUGAGUCGGGCUCAAACAUUUGCCUUCGGUCAACAGUCGCCGGAUAUGGAAGACAGCCCUACAGGAAGGUGUAGGAACGGGCCCGGUGAUCGCAAACUCCUCGCGUCCCCAUUUAAUGACAGCCCCGGCAAUCGCUUUCCUGGCCGCCGCAUGCUUUCCUACUAG